Messenger RNA from Polypterus senegalus (gray bichir), 969 nucleotides. Its product is annotated as olfactory receptor 10J5-like. The transcript has a single exon. Gene Ontology annotation, cellular component: membrane. Gene Ontology annotation, molecular function: olfactory receptor activity; G protein-coupled receptor activity. The record is from RefSeq and is a predicted model, not a curated record. Lineage: Eukaryota; Metazoa; Chordata; Cladistia; Polypteriformes; Polypteridae. Bases 1 to 969 code for a protein of 322 amino acids. Gene Ontology annotation, biological process: G protein-coupled receptor signaling pathway.
AUGGACAAUCUAUCUUAUGCAUCAGCUUUUAAACUUACUGCAUUUGACAACUUGGGAAACAACAAAUAUGCCUAUUUUUCUGUUACAUUAACAGCUUAUACCUUAAUAGUAAUUUUGAAUAUAUCAAUAAUUACCAUAAUAAUCACAGAAAGAAGUCUUCAUGUUCCCAUGUAUAUUAUUUUAUGUAAUUUAUUUUUUAGUGCACUAAUAGGUUCUACAAGUUUUUAUAUAAAAUUAAUGAUUGAUCUUCUAGCUGAUAAUCAUGUUGUUCCUCGCUUGCUUUGUUUCAUGCAGAUAUUUUUCAUAUAUGUUUAUAUGAUGGCAGAAUUUACUAUUUUAACACUUAUGGCCUAUGACAGAUAUACUGCUAUAUACACUCCCUUACAAUAUAACACCAUUAUGACACCCAAAAGAUUGAGUACAUUAAUCAUUUUUGCAUGGGUUUAUCCUAUUUGUAUGAUGGGCAUUGCAGUAUUACUUUCUGCCAGGCUUCCAUUAUGUGGUAAUCAAAUUGAUAAGUCCUACUGCAACAACUGGGAAGUCGUAAAGCUUUCUUGCAUAGACUCAACAGCCAAUAAUGCAUAUGGAUCUGCAGUGUUUGGUUUGUUUAUUAUUCCUGUUGCUUUCAUCAUAUAUUCCUAUGUAAAAAUCAUUAUAGUUUGCUGGAACAGUCCCAGCUCUCAUAAACAUAAAGCUUUGCAAACUUGUCUCCCACAUUUAAUAACCCUAGUCCUGUAUUUAAGUUCUCUUCUUUUUGAAAUUACUGUCAGUCGACUGAACUUGAAAAAUGUCCAAAAUUCUGUCAGUACCAUCGCAUCCUUAGAAUAUCUCAUAAUUCCUCCUCUUUUAAAUCCAGUCAUAUAUGGAAUGAUUCUCCCUGAGAUACGUAAAAAAGUUUUUCAUAUACUUGAAAAAAAAGGAAGACAUUCCCAUUUAAGUAAGUCAGUAACUUUUUUAUUAAUAUCUUGA